AUGACCACACCCCGGUUAUCUUUCUUUUAUCCUAAUCUUAUGCGAGCGGUCCGAUCAUGUGAGCCAAAGACGUACCGCCAUAUCAAGCUCAGUGCCCGGAGACCUUUUCACACCAGCCGUCGCCAUGCACAGCAAGUCUACCAGCGCCGAUAUGGGCCAGCGGUCGAACCAAACAUGCCUCCACACUUACACUCAGAGAAUUCCCAAUCGCAACCAACGGAUGUUCCUGGGGCAUCAAGUGGAGAGGUAGACCGCACAGAGGGGGCUAGCUCGUCGGAACAGUCAUUGUCGCAACCCGAGCCACAAGAACAAACUGAGUCAUAUCCUUCGGAACCUGAAACCGAUACCACAAAUGAUACAACUAGCGAUGCGGUCGAUGCUGCAUCCUCAUUUCUAUCAGAAAAGGCAGCAGCUGACUCUACGAAAAGUAAUGACUCAGCUGCCCCGGAGCAAGCCCCGGAGCAAGCAUCGGAGGAUGAUACCACGGCAAGCGCUUCGGCAUCAUCUCCGUUUGAGGAGAUGAAGGAAGAACUGGCCCACAUGUCUCCAUAUUCGAGUACCAACAGCUCAUUUGAAGAAGUCUACCACAUGCCCUCUCCAUCGACAUAUCUUACUCCAACGGACCCAUCGAACGCCGAGCAUAAACCGCCACAUAUGUCCCCUGCACCGUAUGUGCACCAUUUUGAUACAUAUUCACUCGUCCAAGACCUAUCAAAGGGUGGAUACACCAAGCAGCAAUCUACGACAAUCAUGAAAGCAGUACGGACCAUUUUACAAAAUAAUCUCAACUUUGCUCAGCAGAGCUUGACCUCCAAAUCAGAUAUAGAGAACGAGUCAUAUCUAUUCAAGGCAGCUUGCUCGGAACUCCAGCAGUCGCUUCAGACAGCCCGCCACUCAGAAAUCCAAAGGCAAAGAGCUGCCCGGGGCCAGCUAGAACAUGAGCUCGAUAUACUCUCUCAACGCCUGAACCAAGAGCUUGCGGGCAUGAAGGAUGAGAUCAAGGGCAUGUUCAAUGACCACAAGAUGAGCACUCGAGAGCAGCAACGCGUCAUCGACACAUCGGACCAGGAGUUGAACUACAAGAUUACUGUUUCGCUCAACAGUGACGGGAAGAGCGAAAUCGAAAGCCUACGAUGGAUUUUGACAAGACGCGCUGCUAUGGCUGUUGCUACCUGUGCCUUCAUGAUGAUCCUAUUCCUCAAGUACGCCUCCACUCGGAAGCCGCAGGAGCCAGCCAAGGCAGCCGAAAUUGAGAAGCCUGUCAAGGAAGUGUCAAAAGAAACCCGGGUCAUCCAUGAGGCACCUCGCCAACCCAAGACUCCUUCUAUUGCCGCUAUUGCCGAAGUGAACCUUGGAGAGUCUCUAGGCUGA
Messenger RNA from Penicillium odoratum, 1371 nucleotides. RefSeq names its product CCDC90 family protein. Lineage: Eukaryota; Fungi; Ascomycota; Eurotiomycetes; Eurotiales; Aspergillaceae. The transcript is spliced from 2 exons. Gene Ontology annotation, cellular component: mitochondrion. The coding region runs from base 1 to 1371 and encodes 456 amino acids. The record is from RefSeq and is a predicted model, not a curated record.